GACGUCCCGGCCCCGGCGAGGGAGGCCGCGCUUCCUCCCCGCCCCGCUCCCUCCCCGCCCCUCAUUGGAGCGGAGGCGGCGGUGCCCCCUCCUUCCCCCGCGCCCUGUCGCCGCCGAGAGUGUCUUUUCGCCGCCGCCACCACCGCUGCAGGAGCACGGAGCGAGCGGCGCGAGCGUGACCGAGGGCCCGGCGCACGGCGGCGGCCCUCCCGCGGGUCCCGGGCCGCGCGGCGCCUGGGCCCGCCCCCUCGGCCCGGCCGCCCGCCCCUCUCCGAUGGCCUCUCCCCCCGGCCCGAGUGGAACGCCGCCGCCGCCGCGGCCCCCGCGCCCGCCCCGCGCCGCGUGAAGGGAGCCCGACAGGCCCGAGCCGCCCGCCUCGGCCUGCCCCGGGCCCGCCCCGCGCCGGGACCCCGACGGGAGCCGCCGCCGCUGCCGCGAGCCGGCCGGAGCCGCGGUCGCAGGCCCGCGCGCCCGUCAGCCCGUCCGCCCGCGGCCCGUCCGUCCGUCCGUCCGUGCGCGGCGCGGCCGGGGCUCGGGGCGCGGCGGGGGCGGGGCCGCGGCGGGGCGGGCGGGCGCGCGGGCCCGCGGGGCGGCGCGUGGAUGGAUCCGCGCGUGGCCUGGAUCCAGCCCGAGCAGAAGGGGCCGGCCAAUGCCCUGUGGAUGCAGAUCUGGGAGACCUCGCAGGGCGUGGGCCGCGGCGGGUCGGGCUUCGCGUCCUACUUCUGCCUCAACUCGCCCGCGCUGGACACGGCGGCCGCGGCGGGGACGGCGGGGCUGGGCGGCGGCGGGGGCGGCGGCGGCGGCCUGGCGGGGCCCGCGCUGCCCGCCGCGUCGCCCCCGCCGCCCGCGCCCGGCCCCGCCGCGCUGCCCCCCGCGCUGCUGACGGCGCUCGGGCCCGCGGCCGAGGGCGCCCGGCGCCUGCACAAGUCGCCGUCGCUGUCGUCGUCGUCGUCGUCCUCGUCCAACGCCGAGUCGGGCACCGAGAGCCCCGGCUGCUCGUCGUCGUCCUCGAGCAGCGCCUCGCUCGGCCGGGCGGGCGGCGGCCGCGGCGGCGCCUUCUUCCACUUCGCCGACGGCCCGCCCAGCGCCCCCGGCGCGGCCAACGGGCACCCCGGGCCGCGCGGCCCCGCGCCCGCCGGCUCCCCGCCGCAGCACCAGUUCCACCCGGGCCGCCGGAAACGCGAGAACAAGGCCAGCACCUACGGCCUCAACUACCUGCUGUCGGGCAGCCGCGCGGCCGCGCUCAGCGGAGGGGGCGGCCCCGGGCCCCAGGCGCCGCGGCCCGGCACGCCGUGGAAGAGCCGCGCGUACAGCCCCGGCAUCCAGGGACUUCAUGAGGAAAUCAUUGACUUUUAUAACUUCAUGUCCCCUUGUCCUGAAGAAGCAGCCAUGAGACGGGAGGUGGUGAAGCGGAUCGAAACCGUGGUUAAAGACCUCUGGCCAGCGGCUGACGUCCAGAUAUUCGGCAGCUUCAGCACAGGCCUCUACCUCCCGACCAGUGACAUCGACUUAGUGGUCUUUGGAAAGUGGGAGCGCCCUCCUCUGCAGCUGUUGGAGCAAGCUCUGCGGAAGCACAACGUGGCCGAGCCGUGCUCCAUCAAAGUCCUUGACAAAGCUACAGUACCGAUAAUAAAACUCACAGACCAGGAGACUGAAGUUAAAGUGGACAUCAGCUUUAACAUGGAGACUGGGGUCCGGGCAGCAGAGCUCAUCAAGAAUUACAUGAAGAAAUAUUCAUUGCUGCCUUACUUGAUUUUAGUAUUGAAACAGUUCCUCCUGCAGAGGGACCUGAAUGAAGUUUUUACAGGUGGAAUUAGCUCAUACAGCCUAAUUUUAAUGGCCAUUAGUUUUCUACAGUUGCAUCCGAGAAUCGAUGCCCGGAGAGCCGAUGAAAACCUUGGAAUGCUUCUUGUAGAGUUUUUUGAACUCUAUGGAAGAAAUUUUAAUUACUUGAAAACUGGUAUUAGAAUAAAAGAAGGAGGUGCCUAUAUCGCCAAAGAAGAGAUCAUGAAAGCCAUGACCAGUGGGUACAGACCGUCGAUGCUGUGCAUUGAGGACCCUCUGCUGCCUGGAAAUGACGUUGGCCGCAGCUCAUACGGGGCCAUGCAGGUGAAGCAGGUGUUCGACUACGCCUACAUUGUCCUCAGUCACGCCGUGUCGCCCCUCGCGAGGUCCUAUCCCAACAGAGACUCGGAAAGUACUCUAGGAAGAAUCAUCAAAGUGACCCAGGAGGUGAUCGACUACCGGCGGUGGAUCAAGGAGAAGUGGGGCGGCAAGGCCCCCCCGGCACCUGAGCUGGACAACAGAAUUAAGAUAAAAGAGCGAGUAAGUGCUUGCGACGGGGAUCCGCCCCAGCGCCGGGACCCGGAGGCCCCGUUCAGCCAGCGCCUGACCUUGUCUCUGCCCAGCCCCCAGCUGCUCUCCUCCGGCUCUUCCGCCUCCUCAGUGUCUUCACUUUCCGGGAGUGACAUCGACUCGGACACGCCGCCCUGCACAACGCCCAGCGUUUACCAGUUCAGUCUGCAAGCGCCGACGCCCCUGCUGGCUGGUCUCCCCACCGCCUUGCCCAUGCCGAGUGGCAAGCCUCAGUCCGCCACUUCCAGAACGCUGGUCAUGACAACUAACACUCAGACCAGGUUUACGAUACCUCCACCGACCCUGGGGGUGGCCCCCGUCCCUUGCAGACAAGUCAGCGUUGAAGGGACUCCGGCGUUGAAAGCUGUCCACCACAUGUCUUCCCCGGCCAUUCCGUCUGCGUCUCCCAACCCGCUCUCAAGCCCUCACCUGUAUCACAAGCAGCACAGCGGCAUGAAGCUGUCCCUGAAAGGCUCCCACAACCACAGCCAGGGCGGCACGUACAGCUCCGUGGGCAGUGGAGGCGUGCGGCCCCCCGUGGGCAACCGAGGACACCACCAGUACAACCGCACCGGCUGGAGGAGGAAAAAACACACGCACACGAGGGACAGCCUGCCCGUCAGUCUGAGCAGAUAAUAGCCCCUGAUGGCGCCUCCCGCCCCCCCUCCCCUCGGCCUCGGCGCCCAGCCGGGAACUGAGACCAGCAUCCAGCACGUCGGCCCGGGCCCCUCGGACCGCCCGCCGCUGACCACUCUGCAUGUCCCUCGUGUGGUGGUCACGUCCAUCUGAAAGAACAGCUCCUUGUGCUCAUCUGUGAAGCCUUAUUAAGCGUGGACGCUGUGUCUGCCUUCCCGGGACGCUUCUCCUUCAGGGCCGGAGCAGGUCUGGACCGGGACCGGUGGUACCGGCGGCCGGUCUGGGUCCGUUGUGGUUGGGGUGUUGCCAGGGCACGUCCGCCAGAGUAGCAGAGGUCAGCCCCCGUUCUCGCUCCUUCCCCAGUGGGUAGGGUUGGGAGGUCGCCAUUGUGUCACUGCCCUCACGUUUUGUUUUCAAAUUUCAGAACUGUUUUUCUAUGUAAAUAUUGAAAACUUAUGAUUUGUGCAAUAACUCAGAUAUUUUUAUUUAAUUCAUAUUUUCACAUAAGUUAUAUUUAAGGGAGGAGGUUUUUUAAACAAGCUUAGGUCCUUUCCCGAGUCGCAUUUUCUAAGUUGGGUUCAUCGUGUCGGCUGGUUGUCUGAGGAGCACCGCUACCAACACCGCGAGGGAGGGGCUCGGGGUUUCUUUCUGUGUUUUUCUUUUGGUCAGACACGAGGCCUCUCUGUUCGUGGCGGGGGAGUCGAGCAGCCCCGCGCUUCCCUGCGGGGGCUCGGCUCCCAGGCCUUCUGACCAGCUGCCCGCCGGCCCUGCCGUCCGGCCUGUCUGUCGUCUCGCUCUGACCGCAGACCUUUAACAUUUUGGUUUUCGGUUCUUUUCAAGUAGACAACAAAUCCAGCAUUUAAAGUGCCAGAAGUAUAACUUUCUAAGGGGAGAAAGGGUUGUCACAUUAUAAAAUCUUAAAAAAAAAAAAUGUGAACUUUGAAGUGCUUCGGUUUGUUUUAGUCACAUAGCCUGCCAGGAUGGGUCCGGUGACCAUCAGCGCGGACAAGGGCACCCAGUUUUAGGAAUGUGGAGAAAGGAAUUAUGUUGAUUCCGUUGAGGAAUCUGUGUAGUAGUAUGCGUUCGUUCUGUUAAGAGCAAAUCUACGAAGAGUACUUCAGCUGCUCAGUGCACGGGGGAGUAUUUGUAACGCGUCGCAGGAGGGCACAGCCCGGGGUCGGGGCCCGCCCGGAGCAGCCGGCACGCGACCUGGAGAGCAGACAGGUACACUGUGCAGGUGUGGUGUGCAGGUAUGGUCUGCUAUGACAGCCGCUGUCUUCGUUACCUUCAUUUGAGCAAGAAUAUAUCCACGUGGCCGAACCCUGAGUUUUUGGAGCACCACAGUUGUCCUGGGUGUUAGUUGCAUCUCAUAGGUCACCUGACCUCCCGUUUUUAAAAUGGGGGGUUCCGGCCCUGCUGAACACUACAGGUAGGUUGGUCUUUGAAGUCCACUAGUAGAGAAGGUCAAGUCAAAGAGACUGAACUACCACGACAUCUGAUGGAUGUGCGGAGCGGGGAGCUCGAGUGUGGCCUGGGGGCGGGGUCCUGGGCUCUCCCCCAAGACCCCCAGAGGCUUGGCUUUUCCCCGGGACCGGUCCCUGGCUGUGGCUGUGGCUUCUCCAGGGGGCCUUCCAGAAGAGAGUAGCACAUGUUUGCAGUUCUUGAUGAUUGAAAGUUAUCAAAAAUAUUUAAAGAUAUUUAAAUUGUGAAUCUAUUGAUAAAGAAAUAUUUAUAAAAACUGAUACGUAGGCCUGUACUAAUCUCCACACAUUAGCAAUAUUGACUGUCCCCCUACAUUAAGGAACCCCUGUGGGCCGCGGGUCCCGCAGGGGUGCAUUUUAAAGCUCGAUUCACAGACACAGGCGCCACGCUCCACCCUGUUGUGGCGAGCCGGAUGAAUUGGCCUGGCCACCUGUGGUCGCGCGCUACACGGUGAACAAAACGGUAUCAUGUUUCGAUUUUUUGUGUGUGUGUGGACAACAAUGUGGAAGCUAAAAUUGACAUAUUUUUAUGUAAAGUUUUUCUAUUCUUUGAUUUUUAAUAAACUUUGGAAACCAGA
Mustela lutreola (European mink) is the source of this 5050-nucleotide messenger RNA. RefSeq names its product terminal nucleotidyltransferase 4A (gene TENT4A). Gene Ontology annotation, molecular function: poly(A) RNA polymerase activity; mRNA binding. Lineage: Eukaryota; Metazoa; Chordata; Mammalia; Carnivora; Mustelidae. Gene Ontology annotation, cellular component: TRAMP complex; nucleolus. The transcript is spliced from 13 exons. The record is from RefSeq and is a predicted model, not a curated record. Gene Ontology annotation, biological process: RNA 3'-end processing. Bases 601 to 2991 code for a protein of 796 amino acids.